This is a messenger RNA of Saitoella complicata NRRL Y-17804, 991 nucleotides long. RefSeq lists its product as uncharacterized. The coding region runs from base 110 to 982 and encodes 290 amino acids. The transcript has a single exon. Lineage: Eukaryota; Fungi; Ascomycota; Saitoellomycetes; Saitoellales; Saitoellaceae. The record is from RefSeq and is a predicted model, not a curated record.
AAACUGAACAGGAUAUGUUUACAGAUAUAAAGAGUACUCCAUCGCUGUCCCUCGCAGAAACUCCGACAAAGGUCAUUCCAACGUUGUCCUACACACAGGUCGGCCCAUCAUGGAUCUGCGCAUCGAAAAAGUUCCGCCGGCAAUGACCGAGCGUCAAUUCCGCAAGUCUAUCAUUGGUGCUCUCGCACAUAUCCGCCCUUUCGAACGCAUUCCCUUCGAGCUAGAAUGGGAGCGUGUUACCGGACGCGGCAAGAGCGGCGACGUGAUCCUCAGCCUUCCCCUGCUCGAUAUCGGCGAAGACUUCCUCCUCGAGUACCGCGCGUACGGUAAACGAGGUGGCUUGAAGAUAUGGAACAAGAAGUUGGUCGUGACGCAUCAUGGCGCAACGCCGCCCGACCUGGAGAGGUCGCUUCUUGCGCAGAUGGAGGAUGCGGCGGAUGAUUCGGGCUCGGAAUACGAGGCGGAGGAUCUUGCCGGAAAGGACUUACCGAUUGAUGGGGUUUCGUGCGGUGCGUGGGAUGCCCAUGGAGCCUUUUCGCCAGAGUGGGCGCCUGCCAUGACGAAGCCGGGUGUCAUGAAGAUCUUGCCUGAUGAUGGAGAUUUGGCGGUUGUGAUGAACGACAAGAUGAUCAAGGUCUCGCUAUACAACGUCCUGAGUGUGGUCGUGGAUCGCGGUGCGGGUCACCAAACUGUUUAUCUUACUUUCGACAUCGUCCCCAAGUUCCUCGAGGUCAAAACGGAAGACAAGAUCAAGCGAGGGAAUGCCGACGACCGAGGUCGUGGACGCGGUCGAGGCCGGCAAACUGGACGUAAAGAUUCGGGGCUCGGCAGAUCAUCGCCGACGAUCGCAGAACAUGUAAAUGAUCGCGAAGCUCGGUUUCGACGCGUACCGGGUUGGACUCCAAUCACCGUCGGAUUGCCCAAUAUUCUCGCGUUUAUUGCAUUGGUUGUACAGACGCGGGUCUCUUGUCUUUCUGGUUGAGGAACGAGC